Molecule: messenger RNA, 3897 nt
Organism: Alosa alosa (allis shad)
Lineage: Eukaryota; Metazoa; Chordata; Actinopteri; Clupeiformes; Clupeidae
Gene: crtc2
Product: CREB regulated transcription coactivator 2
Exons: 14
Coding region: 99-2936 (945 amino acids)
Biological process (GO): protein homotetramerization; positive regulation of transcription by RNA polymerase II
Cellular component (GO): cytoplasm; nucleus
Molecular function (GO): cAMP response element binding protein binding
Source: RefSeq, a predicted model, not a curated record
UUCCCAUGAUACAUCACGAUUACCUCUCUAGGGUGUUUGGGUCACCGAUAGCUUACUGAACAACUCACUCACAACUGUUAAAUACUAUUGGGUCGAUAAUGUUUAUGGCAGGUACAGGUUUUGGGGGUCGGGGAUGUAACCAAGGACCAAGCUCGGGAUCUGGGUCUGCGGGAUGUAAUCCACGCAAGUUCAGCGAGAAAAUUGCCCUUCAUACUCAGCGCCAGGCUGAAGACACCGCCGCCUUCCAAGAGGUUAUGAUGGACAUCACUUCCACCAAGCUACAGGUUCAGAGAGCUCGCCAGACCAGAAAUCUGGCCCCAUGUUAUGGUGGUUCCUUGCCCAAUGUUAACCAGAUUGUAAGAGCUACUUGUGACUCUCAGGGUCAGGUGUCAUACAACCCUGAGCACAGUUGUGUAGCACGCCGUCACCUGAUGUCAGAUCAGUCCCAUAGAGAGAGGAGACUGAGUCCACCAGGCCGACCCAACAGAAGACAUACUGAUAGUGCACCUUACCACUCAGUCCACCAGUCUCCUCCUCCUGGCUCCUACUGGAGAAGGAACUGGCCAAACAGCUGCACCACUGACAAAGGCCAAGAGGUCCGCCUCCCAGCGACAGCUCUGAAUAGGACAAAUUCGGAUUCGGCCCUGCACACCACUGUACGUAACACACACAUCGGUGACCAGAUGAGCUCGGGCCAGUCUCUCACGCCCCGAAAUAGACGCAGUGUGUUCCCAUAUCCUGUGCCUCUCAUCGAGGAGAAUAUGCCAGAGGAAAGCAAGCAUUUCAAAAGUGACUGUAAAAAGUUGUCCGAAGUGCCAUCAGGAAGUGCCAAAGCCUCCAGCCAACAUGCCAUCCCCACACCCAGCCAACAGGGCGGCAGCCUCCUCCCAUUGCCCUCUUCUCUGAACAUGAGUGGUUCUCUGCCAGACCUCUCCAGCCUGCACCUGCCCUCCUCCCAGCCCACCGGUCUGGGGCUGGACCCUCUGGGCCAGGCCUUGUGCCUGUCCUCCUCCAGCAGCUCUGACCACCUGCCUGGGGGUCUCACACACCCUGGCCUCAAGACAGACGAGGCCUAUCACCUACCUGGUUUAUCACCAAUGCCGGUCUCUCUCAGUAACCCUCUGCUUCAGUCUUCAUUAAGUAGCCCCAAUAUCCAGUCAUCUCUGAGCAGCAACUCCCUCCCCAACUCCUUGAGCUCUGCCUCCUUACAUCUCUCUCUGAGUAACUCCUCCCUCAAGUCGUCCCUUAGUAACCAAUCCCUGCUGUCCUCUCUCAGUAGCUCCUCCCUCAGCAACCAGUCCCUCCAAUCAGCUGCUAGCCACUGUAGCUACAGCAGCGGCAUUGGUGGAUCACGUUCUUGCUCUUCCUCGUCUCUGUCCUGUUCCUCACGGGCAUCCAACCAAUCCCACCCUCCGGCGUCGUCACGGAAACGGAACCAGCUCAGCCCUCUCAUUCUGCCCAGUGGGGGAGAGUCUCGCUGGCACCACCCAAAGCAGUUCUCCCCGACCGUGUCCCCAACACUGUCCUCCAUCACCCAGGGAGUGCUCCUCAACACAAAUCAGAUGUCACGAGACUCCCGACCUCCUGCGUAUCCCUACAACCAGCCACAGCACACUGGUCCUCCACCGUCCCAGCAGCCAUUGCAACACCUGCCAUACGCUCAAACAGAAGGGCAGCUCCACCAUCAGCUGACCGCUGUAGAGCCACCUAUGCACAGUGCCAACCAUCAGCAGCAGCCACACCAAGCAGCCAUGCCAAGCCAGCGUCUGCAUCAGCAACCCUUACAGCAUCCAUCGUACCAGCCACCCAUGUACCCAAAGCGCCAGGCUCAACAGUGUCAACAUGCGCAACCACCCCAGCCACAGAGCCACCUCCUCAAGCACCUGCAGGCCCCGAGCCCUCCACCCUCACAGCUCCCGCCUUACCUCGCCCAGGACCAAGCAGGCCCAGGCCUGAACCCCCCACCCGGCCAGCAGCACCUGCGCCACCACCCACACCAACACCAGCUUCCCCACCAGAAACCAUAUCACUGUGAGCAAAGCCAGCCACUCCACCACGUAGGUCCUCCACCGCAGCAGCCUUAUGCCCAGCCUUUUACCCACCAGCAGCACCACCACAGCCAGUGGCCACCUCAUCAUCUCCAGCCUGACCAUCAUGCUCCACAUGUUCUCCACCACCACCAUCAACAACAACAACAACAACAACAACAACAGCAACAACAACAACAGCAGCAACAGCAGCAACACCACCACCACCACCACCCGCCAUGGGCUUCUCCAAACCCUGCCAUGCCUGGCCCAAAUCAGGGCCAUCCUUGGCAGAAGGAGACGGACCUCCACGGACCCCUGUCCAGCGUGGAAACUCUGCCCACUCAGGAGCACAUCAGAGCGGGCACACCGAUGCGGGUGCAGAGCCACCGGAGAUCCAAGAGCCAGCUGCAGGAGACGGUGGCAGCAGGAAGUGCCCACUCUGGGAGCCCCCAGAAGAUGCCCCAGACUCUGCAAACAGGGAUCUCCUCACAGAGUGGGCCCUGUCUGGAGAACAGCAUAGGCCUUAAUAAUGAGUCCUACAUGGGUUUGCACCUCACUCCCAGCCAGACCAAAGCCCUCUCCCAGCAGUUGGGUCAACUCUGCAAAGAGCCUGGGUCCAGUGCUGUCACAGAGGUGGGGAUGCUGACCACCGCCACCACAGAGAAAGAAGCUUCUCCUUUCCAGGGCCUUGAUCCUGGGCAGGACCAGAAACACAGCAUGGGAAUGUGCCAUAGUUUCUCUGAUACCAUGUUAACAGAUGCAGCAUCCUGGCUGGACCAGGAGAUUGCUGGGUUCCCUGCCAAUAUGCUGGAGCUGGAUGAAGAGGCCUUGGAGCUGAGCAUCUUGAGGGAUGAAUUCACCAGCGAGCCUGCCACGGAUGGGACAUUUUACAACCCCAUUAACUGACCUGGACAUGAGCACGCCACUGGAUGUCAGCUGGAGGUCAGCAAGAGGUCAUCUCCCUGCAGGUUUAGAGCCCCUCUUUAUCUAUGGAAGGUAUGACACCAUGAAUGGGAUGAUCACAGUGUAAUUAUGUCAACUAAGAAUUAUCCAUAUGCAAUGAUCUCCAGAUCACCAUUUUAGACUGGAGUACGUACAGUAUGUAGAGCAUUGUCAUGAAGAUGUUUCUGAUGCAUAGAUAUGGGGACAGAGCUAAAUCGGUAUAUCUCCAAGUAUCAAGUAUACCACACCUACCAACUCUCCCUAUUCAGGAAGUAAACGUGUGUUUAAAGAGAGAAUUGCCUAUUUAUCAGAUAUUAUAUUAUAUUAUAUUAUAUUAUAUUAUAUUAUAUUAUAUUAUAUUAUAUUAUAUUAUAUUAUAUUGUCCUUAAUAAUUAUAUGGAAUUCUCCUUAGUGAUUGUAUAAGACAUGUCAACAUUUAUGUUGUGAGGUCAUUAAAAUAGAAAGAAUUUUUAGAAAACAUAUCUAUUUCCCUUGCAAAAAAAAAAUGUACAAAAGGAAAUGUUCACAAAAGGUCGUGGUCAACCCUUUAAUAAGCUGUCGCUUGACAACUGUAUUUUUAUGUGCCAGCCUGAUCAAUCCUUUCAGUCUAAUGAUUUUUUUUUAAUGAAACCGUUUGCUUUAAGCUUCUGUGUAUAUGAUGCUAAUAUUAUGACUAUAUUGUCAUGCUUAUUUAUUCUAUAUUUUCAAAUAUAUGUUUUAUAUUUUAAAAGCCACUUCUCUCUCUGGUAGAGAUGAUGAAUGCAUUUUUGUGCUUAGAUAGCUUUCUUGCUAAAAAAAAAAAACAAGAUAAACAGUGUUUUUUGUCGCAAACAAGUAAUACUUGAGUAAAACAAACAAAACCAUUGUUUAUUAUUCAUUACUGCCUUGAUAUGUUGCAAUAGUAAAUGUUUUUAUGUGAACUGAU